Molecule: messenger RNA, 477 nt
Organism: Meyerozyma guilliermondii ATCC 6260
Lineage: Eukaryota; Fungi; Ascomycota; Pichiomycetes; Serinales; Debaryomycetaceae
Exons: 1
Coding region: 1-477 (158 amino acids)
Source: RefSeq, a predicted model, not a curated record
AUGCACGAUGCACACCAUCACCAUCCCUCACACCAAACCUCGGCGGUUCCACAACAAUUGUACCCAAGCUUACCACAACCUAAAAUGGACCCAUACGCUAACCAAUACGGAUCGUACAACUAUGGAUUUCCACAGGUCAACAGACAGGUGGGUCAAAGCUACGGCGAUGGUAUGGUUUCCAUGGAGUUUGGCGGAGUCAGCGCCCACCAAAAGUCAGGAAAGAAAAACGACGGUACCGAAGAGGCUGUGGCAUCGUUGGGCAAGCUUUCGCUCUCCGACUCAAAGUCUGAAACCAAAUCCUCUGACUCGAAGAAACCAGCCGAGUUUGAUAUCGAGGACGUUCUCAAACAUAAGGCGCUCGUUGACAUGGUUGUAAGUUACUUGAGAGACUUGCGUGAUGCUGAAGAAAAGAGCAAUUCGGAAAACCAGCCAAAGGCAUCCGAAAACAAGCUCUAUCCCACCAUCACUGCAUUCUAA